GAGAGAGAGAGUGUGUGUGUGUGAGAGAGAGUGUGUGUGUGUGUGUGUAUAUACACACCCGCGGCUCGAGCGUCUUUGUCUGCACGCGAGCUGUGGCAAUACCAGGAUGACACGAUUCUCUUACGCCGAAUAUAUCGCUUUAUUUCGAUCGAGUGACACUAAAAGAAACUCGUCGCCGCAGAAAAUAUCAUCAUCUGGACGCGCUGCAAACCGCGACGAGGAGCCGACAGAAGUCAGCUCUGCCGUCAGAAGAGCUGAAGCGUGUGAGUCAGACGACUGGACGGCUCUGCAUGAAGCGGCUCACUGCGGCCAGACACACUGCGUUCAGGCUCUGCUGACAGAUCCUGGCGUGUGUGUGGACAAACGCACGCUACAGGAGCAGACGCCGCUGAUGCUCGCCGUUCACGGAGGACACCAGGAGUGUGUGAGGAGUCUUCUGGAAGCAAGAGCCGACCCUGACAUCAGCAACAAGAACAAAGAGACGCCGCUUUAUAAAGCGUGUGAGCAGGAGAGCAUCAGCGUGGUGAAGCUGCUGCUGGCGUCCGGUGUGGCGGUGAAUCAGCGCUGUUAUCGCGGCUGGACCGCUCUGCAUGAAGCAGCGAGACGAGACAACACUGAGCUCUGUGAGGCGCUCCUGAGGGCCGGAGCCGCUGUAGACCCCCGCAACACUGACCACAUCACACCCGCGAUAGAGGCGGCUCGACACGGACGCACAGGAGCGCUGGCGUACCUGAUCCAGAGUGGUGCUGGUGUGAACGCUCAGACGUGUGACGGGAACACAGCUUUAACCCAAGCCUGCAGACACGGUCACACAGAAACUGUCAAGCUUCUGCUCAAACAUCACGCUGACGCCAACAAAGCCACCGACACCGGCCUUCUGCCUCUGCACAUCGCCAGCCAGCACGGACACAAAGAGAUUGUUUCCUUAUUGCUCCCGAUCACCAGCCGGGUGAGGAUUCGGCAGAGCGGCAUCUCUCCUCUCCAUCUGGCAGCGGAGCACGACCACAGGAUCAUCAUGAGUCUGCUGAUUGAGUCGGGGUUUGAUGUGAACAGCAAACUCUCUCAGGAGAGCUCAGCCAGGUUCCAGGACCAGCGUGUUUCGGCUCUGUACUGCGCCGUCGCCGCCAGGAACACACGGGCCGCUGAUGUUCUGCUGAAGGCCGGUGCGAAUCCCAACAUGGACCCCUUCAGCCCGCUGCUGUUAGCGGUGCGUGACGGCUGUCUGGAUACUGUGGCGCUGCUGCUGGAGCACGGAGCCCAUGUGAACGCUCGCCCGACCGCAGGUUUCCCCGCAGUGCUGCUGUACACUCAUCAGCUGGACGUCCUGCAGUAUCUACUGGACCACGGCUGUGACGCUCGGGCCUGCUUCACCUGCAGCACACAUCACAGCGGAGAGCACACACACUUCAGAAGCCACACGGUGAACACGAACGCCACUAAACCAGAGUUAAAGUUCUGUGACUGGAUCUCGUCCUCCUGCUGGAGACACUCAGCCGGUCGGGUCACUGAUCUGCUGCUGGACUACGUAGGAAACGUUCAGCUCUGCAGCAGGAUCAGAGAUCUCCUUCUGGACCAACCGGAGUGGACGAGCAUUAAGGAGAAAACAUCGUCUCCUCGAGCCCUGAUGCAUCUCUGUGGGCUGAGGAUCCGAGAGCAGCUGGGGCCGCAGAGACUGAGAUGUGUGGAGUCGCUGCCGCUGCCGGGGCCCAUGCUGCGGUACCUGAGCUCCAGAAGCCGACGCUGCGCUCAGCACAGGGACCACCACCAUCAUCAUCAUCAUCAUCAUCAUCACUGAAUGGAGAGUGAAACGGGAUGGUCGUUUUGUGUAUUUAUAACUUUUAAUUUAUCUUGACGUUUUGUAAAGUAUUAUGUUUGUGCUUGAUACACAGCUCUAUGUAGUUGAUCUGAAAAUACUGAGUAUGAUGGUGGUGAUCAGAAUAAAUGUGCUGCUUUGAGUG
Messenger RNA from Sinocyclocheilus grahami, 1958 nucleotides. RefSeq names its product ankyrin repeat and SOCS box protein 2. Gene Ontology annotation, biological process: protein K6-linked ubiquitination; intracellular signal transduction. The transcript is spliced from 8 exons. NCBI's taxonomy places the organism in Eukaryota, Metazoa, Chordata, Actinopteri, Cypriniformes, Cyprinidae. Gene Ontology annotation, cellular component: BRCA1-A complex; BRCA1-BARD1 complex. The coding region runs from base 107 to 1795 and encodes 562 amino acids. The record is from RefSeq and is a predicted model, not a curated record. Gene Ontology annotation, molecular function: protein binding; ubiquitin-protein transferase activity.